Vitis riparia (riverbank grape) is the source of this 1411-nucleotide messenger RNA. Its product is annotated as probable serine/threonine-protein kinase PBL10. Gene Ontology annotation, molecular function: protein kinase activity; ATP binding. The record is from RefSeq and is a predicted model, not a curated record. Bases 173 to 787 code for a protein of 204 amino acids. Lineage: Eukaryota; Viridiplantae; Streptophyta; Magnoliopsida; Vitales; Vitaceae. Gene Ontology annotation, biological process: protein phosphorylation. The transcript is spliced from 4 exons.
CAUUCAUUUGCUACUGGCGAGCCUGGGUCUGGUGUGGUUAUUGCUGUGAAAUGCCUUAAGCUAGAAAGUUUACUAGGUCACAAGGAGUGGUUGGUGAGUUUUGAUUUUCUGAUUGCUCAGAACUGCAUUAUGUAAGGUAGUUUGCUAAGUGAUAUCAUUUUCUUAAUCUCUUAUGGUAUUUGCGGUCCUUCAGGCAGAAAUUAAUUAUCUGGGACAGCUUUAUCAUCCUCAUAUUGUGAAGCUAAUAGGUUUCUGCUCAGAGGAUGAGCAGCGGCUUCUGGUGUACGAAUACAUGCCACAAGGCAGCUUGGAGAAUCAUAUAUACAUGAGAGGCUCAUACAACGAACCUCUUUCUUGGCACCUCCGCUUGAAGGUUGUUCUUGGUGCUGCAAAAGGGCUUGCUUUUCUUCAUAGUGCUGAGACACAAGUGAUAUAUCGGGACUUCAGUACUUCAAAUAUCCUGCUUGAUUCAAACUACAAUGCAAAGCUUUCUGAUUUUGGACUGGCCAGGCAUGGUCCAACAGGUGAUGAAAGUCAUGUCUCUAGUAUGGUCAUGGGGACCUAUGGAUAUGCAGCUCCAGAAUAUAUAGCUACAGGUCAUCUGACUGCCAAGUCUGACGUAUAUAGUUUUGGAGUUGUUGUCCUGGAAACAUUAUCUGGUCGAAGAGCAGUGGACAAGGGACGGCCCCUUGUAGAACAGAAUCUCGUUGACUGGGCCAAGCCCUACCUGGCCACCAAAAGCAGAAUCUUCCGUGUUAUGGACAAACGUCUUGAGGGUCAGUACUAACUGGAGGGAGCCCAUAAGGCAGCCAGCCUUGCAUUACGAUGCCUAUCCAUGGAACCCAAGUUCAGGCCAAGGAUGACGAAGGUUGUAGCAGCAUUGGAGCAGCUCCAGGAUUGCGAGGAACGAGAAACCACCAGCAGCAAUUCAAGUGGUGGGGCGACGCAUGGGAUAUGGUUCAGAUGAUGUCAGGAAUGAAAAACAUGCCGCUGCUGCCUCCUUUCCUCGAAGUACAGUUGAUGCUAGGAGAAAAAAAUCUGUUCGUACGGUAGGGACCCAUGUCUUGAAUCCCCACUCAACCCCAACUACCACUUGAUCUCCUCUUUAAAUGGCGACUCUCUCCAGGGGAUAAGGUGGCUAGGGCUGGCCAACAAGAUUUCGGGCAAAAUCUACUCAACAUUGGGUUUCCUUCACUCUCUCCAGCUUCACCCAGCCCCCAUUCCUGAACCUAGGUUCGGAAAAGUUUGUGCGGCUCGAGUAAGUUUCUGGUUUUAGACAAAGAGGGUGUCUAUGAUAAAAUUUAUUACUUGUUAUUUAAUGACUUAAGAAUGAUUCGAGCAUGUAGAGUCAUAAAUGUAACAGAAACUCGAUAAAUAAAAAAUCAUGUGCUAAAUAGUCCUAAUUAAAAUU